AUGUUCUGUAUCCCGUGCCAAAGGAAGUUUAACACAAAGAAUGCAUAUAAAUGCCACACAUCCACCUCUUCCCAUGCUAAGGCAGACACAGAAUACAAAGUAAACCGAAAGAUAAAUAUGGAACGGAACACAAGCAACUUUAUAACAGAUUUCCAUUCUUAUAUUUCCCAAAUAGCCGAGUAUAAAGAAAUAGGCCAGGUCUAUAGAGAGUAUUUGGCAAAAAACCGAUUCAGAAUAGAAGGAACAAACUUUAAGAGCGUUGAGGAGGCCAUUGAAAAGAUUGAGAAGCGAGUUUCUGUCCUGAGGGAGGGGGGAAAGAUAAUGGUUAAACGUCUAAGCAACUUCAAACCCACAAAGAGAAUUCCCAUUUUUGAUUUGGAGAAACUCAAAUCCACCUUCAGAAUCAGAAUGGUGGAAGAAGACAACGCCGAUAGAUUAAGACACAAGAUAUUUGAAAAGAAAAACCAAGGAAAUGCCUAG
Molecule: messenger RNA, 480 nt
Organism: Encephalitozoon intestinalis ATCC 50506
Lineage: Eukaryota; Fungi; Microsporidia; Unikaryonidae
Exons: 1
Coding region: 1-480 (159 amino acids)
Source: RefSeq, a predicted model, not a curated record